AUGCCUCCUCUCCACAUCGUCCUCUUCCAACCCGAGAUCCCCUACAACACAGGGAGCGUGGGUCGCACAUGCGUGGCGCUCGGCGCGAAGCUGUGGCUCGUGCGGCCGCUGGGGUUUCAGAUUGAUGAUCGUCAACUCCGCCGUGCGGGGCUCGAUUACUGGCGGCGCCUCGAUUGGGAAGUCGUUGACGACUGGGACGACCUCACCCGCAAGCUUCCCUCCGAGCGGCUCUGGUACUUCACCAAACGCGGCGACAGCGGCUUUUACGAAGCGCAGUUCGAACGCGGCGACGCACUGGUGUUCGGCAGCGAAUCGGCAGGCCUACCGCCGAGUCUGCUCGAAGGCGCCGAAGGCCGCCGGCUGCGGAUCCCGACGAGCGAGAACGUGCGGAGCCUCAACCUUUCGGUGAGCGUAGCGCUGGCGGGGUUCGAGGCGUUCCGACAGAUGGGGGCUCUGCCGUGA
Molecule: messenger RNA, 462 nt
Organism: Symbiodinium sp. CCMP2456
Lineage: Eukaryota; Dinophyceae; Suessiales; Symbiodiniaceae
Source: the annotation of a GenBank genome assembly